CGCGGCUCAAACAGCGAAGAUUUUGGCCCUCCCGGUUUCGGCCAAGUGUUUCAUUUCCAGUUUCAAUUGAAAAUUUCAAUUAUGUUCAUGCUCCGUUGUGGACUGGUAUUAAUCCUCCAGGCGCUCCUGCAACCUGCACAUGGCUACGCAUGGAUGGCAAAGAUUAAGGCACCAUCCUUGAUGAACUUGCGCAAGAUGCAGAAGGGUUCCAAGUUUGGGGACAAAAAGAUUGUGGUCAUUACCGGAACGAGUUCCGGUCUCGGCAAAGCUGCCACGAAAGCCCUGCUUCGUGCAGGGGAUUAUCACGUGGUGGGUGCCGUACGUGACCUCGAGAAGAUGAAGAUCGUGGCAGAGCUCGAGGGUUUCGACAUGGAUCGUUUCACUCCCAUGUACUUGGACCUCGCAAGCUUUGAAUCGGUUCACAAUUUUGCAAAGGACUUGGACAAGUUCCGAGGGGAUCGCCCCGUGGACCGCUUGGUGUGCAACGCCGCGGUAUAUCAACCUACCCUGAGCUACCCCAAGUGGACCGUGGAUGGACACGAACAGCAGCUGCAGAUCAACUAUUUGAGUCAGUUCCUGCUGACCUCGAAAGUGAUGCCCAUGAUGACCGAGUCAGACGACGCACGCGUGUGCAUGAUUGGAUCUGUGACUGGAAAUGACAAUACUGUGGGUGGAGGUGGAGUUUAUCCCAUCGCCGACUUAAAGG
This is a messenger RNA of Cladocopium goreaui, 706 nucleotides long. The record is from the annotation of a GenBank genome assembly. NCBI's taxonomy places the organism in Eukaryota, Dinophyceae, Suessiales, Symbiodiniaceae.